AAGGCAAAGACUUAAAGAACUUUGGACGUAAAGUUAUUAAUUUGCUAAUCGUCAUGAAGCGGGUUUCCACCCCGCCACUGGAUUGCGCAAAAGUGCACCAUCUCUCUCGUUCGUCUGAAGGAGUGUUUCUGCUGUAGGUGGUGGCAUUCAAUUCACUUUGCUGUCAGCAGAUGCUGGGUUCAUUUCUCAGUGCAAACAUGGAGCUGGAUAAAACCACCGGAGGCGCGGGAUCAGCGCACGUUGAGCUUCACGCACUGAGAAACCACUGAGCAGAGCAUCCGUGAACACUGUCAGCCUAUACACACACGUGUUGUAGAAACUCAAAAUGUGGAUUAUACUAGUGUGGAUAUCUGUCCAAGUUUUGCUGGGUACUUCAGUCGAAGCACAGCAUGUGGACCCUGAAGUGGGCUUAACAGCUCAGGAACAAGUUCUCCUGCUGUACGACAUCAAACUACAGUGCCUUCAAAACAUCUCUGAACACAACCCUGCUGAUGAGGUCUGUUCUCCUGGAUGGGACGGGUUGGUUUGCUGGCCUCAAGGUUCUCCAGGAACCGUCACCAAAGUGCCGUGUCCCAGUUAUGUAUACGACUUCAACCACAAUGGAUUUGCAUACCGCCAGUGCAGCUCAAAUGGAUCGUGGGUAUCGGUGGAGAACAGAACUUGGGUCAAUUAUUCAGACUGUCUGCGCUUCCUCGCUCCAGGCAUCGAAAAGGGCAAAAGGGACUUUUUCGAGCGGCUGCACAUCAUGUACACUGUUGGCUACGCAGUGUCCUUCAGCUCGCUACUAGUCGCCAUUUUCAUCAUCGGAUACUUUCGGCGUCUCCACUGCACCAGAAACUACAUCCACAUGCAUCUAUUUGUGUCGUUCAUGCUGCGCGCCAUCAGCAUCUUCGUGAAGGACAGAGUGGUGUACGCUAAUGGUGUCCUGCAGGAGUACGACACCAUGCUAAUGGACAACAUCAGCACCGUCUCCAUUUCCCCUCUUGACAAGACUCAGUAUUUUGGCUGCAAGAUCACAGUCCUGUUCUUCAUUUAUUUCCUGGCGACGAACUACUACUGGAUUCUUGUGGAGGGCCUGUACCUUCACAGCCUCAUCUUCAUGGCGUUCUUCUCCGACUCCAAAUAUCUUUGGGGUUUCACCCUCAUAGGAUGGGGUGUGCCAGCUCUCUUCGUGUCGACCUGGGCUGUCGUCAGGGCAACGCUGGCGGAUGCAAGGUGUUGGGAGUUGAGCGCGGGCAACAUUAAAUGGAUUUACCAAGUUCCUAUACUGACUGCAAUUGGGUUGAAUUUCAUUCUGUUUGUAAAUAUUGUACGAGUCCUGGCGACGAAGAUCCGAGAAACCAACGCAGGCCGAUACGACACACGUAAACAAUACAGGAAGCUGGCGAAGUCCACCUUGGUUCUGGUUCUUGUUUUCGGCGUCCACUACAUUGUGUUUGUAGGAAUGCCGCACACGUUCACAGGUCUCGGCUGGGAGCUGCGCAUGUACUGUGAACUUUUCUUCAACUCGUUCCAGGGAUUUUUUGUGUCUAUUAUCUACUGCUUCUGCAACGGAGAGGUCCAGGCUGAAAUCCGCAAGACCUGGCUCCGCUGGACGCUAGCGUUUGACUGGAAAGGCCCAGUGGUUUUGGCUAACUACCGCUACGGGUCAGUACUAAACAACAGUGGCGCUAGCAAUCAAUCCCAGCUCACGUCUGUGACCCGAAGCUCUGCCCUCCUCACCAGCAGGAUAUACCGUUGCACUAGUCGACCUAGUGUUGGAUCGCUAACACACACCUCACACAUACACACGUCGCUACCAGGGUACGUUUUCAGCAACUCAGACAUUGAAAGCCUCCCGCCUUCAAUUCCGGAGGAAUUAGAAGAGGAGGCCAAGCAUAUUGAUGACAUCACGCUGAAAGAAAAUGCGAAAAUUGCUAGCGCCGUCACUGUGCGACAGGAAGCUCUUGGCAUCUGUUUUGAGGAGAGUACGCAAAACUCGACAUGCAUGGAUUCCGAUGAUGUCUCAAAGAGGCAUGAUGAUGUCACCCCUGUGGAAAUCGCCAAAUUUGCUGAUGACAUCAUGCUGAAGGAUUCUUUAUCGGUGAGGUACAACAAUUUGGAUCGGGAGAACGAGGAAGUACUUUAAAAAAACCUGACCAUUUUAAUGCAAACUAACACUGUCAAACCAAAAUUAAUUGGAUACGUUCAUGAUUGAAACUGGAUAUUUGGAGCGAAAACAUUGUAUUUACAAUUGAAAACGGAUACAGUCAAUUUAGGUUAAUUCUGAAAACGUAGUUCCGCGAAAUACGUCCGAGGAGGUAGGUUUUUUUCCAGUUUUUGAUUUCGCAAAUCCGGCUGCUGUGUGCGC
Danio rerio (zebrafish) is the source of this 2350-nucleotide messenger RNA. Lineage: Eukaryota; Metazoa; Chordata; Actinopteri; Cypriniformes; Danionidae. The record is from RefSeq and is a predicted model, not a curated record.